This is a messenger RNA of Pimephales promelas (fathead minnow), 1986 nucleotides long. Lineage: Eukaryota; Metazoa; Chordata; Actinopteri; Cypriniformes; Leuciscidae. The record is from RefSeq and is a predicted model, not a curated record.
CCAACAUCUACCACUCAGUCAACAACAACACCAACAUCUACCAUUCAGUCAACAACAACACCAACAUCUACCAUUCAGUCAACAACAACACCAACAUCUACCAUUCAGUCAACAACACCACCAACAUCUACCACUCAGUCAACAACAACACCUACAUCUACCACUCAGUCAACAACAACACCAACAUCUACCAUUCAGUCAACAACAACACCAACAUCUACCACUCAGUCAACACCAACAUCUACCAUUCAGUCAACAACAACACCAACAACACCACCAACAUCUACCACUCAGUCAACAACAACAACACCAACAUCUACCAUUCAGUCAACACCAACACCAACAUCUACCAUUCAGUCAACAACAACACCAACAUCUACCAUUCAGUCAACAACAACACCAACAUCUACCAUUCAGUCAACAACAACACCAACAUCUACCACUCAGUCAACAACAACACCAACUUCUACCACUCAGUCAACAACAACACCAACAUCUACCACUCAGUCAACACCAACAUCUACCAUUCAGUCAACAACAACACCAACAUCUACCAUUCAGUCAACACCACCAACAUCUACCACUCAGUCAACAACAACACCAACAUCUACAAUUCAGUCAACAACAACACCAACAUCUACCAUUCAGUCAACAACAACACCAACAUCUACCAUUCAGUCAACAACACCACUAACAUCUACCACUCAGUCAACAACAACACCAACAUCUACCACUCAGUCAACAACACCACUAACAUCUACCACUCAGUCAACAACAACACCAACAUCUACCACUCAGUCAACACCAACAUCUACCAUUCAGUCAACAACAACACCAACAUCUACCACUCAGUCAACAACAACACCAACAUCUACCACUCAGUCAACAACAACACCAACAUCUACCACUCAGUCAACAACAACACCAACAUCUACCAUUCAGUCAACAACAACACCAACAUCUACCAUUCAGUCAACAACAACACCAACAUCUACCACUCAGUCAACAACACCACCAACAUCUACCACUCAGUCAACAACAACACCAACAUCUACCACUCAGUCAACAACAACACCAACAUCUACCACUCAGUCAACAACAACACCAACAUCUACCACUCAGUCAACAACACCACUAACAUCUACCACUCAGUCAACAACACCAACAUCUACCAUUCAGUCAACAACAACACCAACAUCUACCACUCAGUCAACAACACCACCAACAUCUACCACUCAGUCAACAACAACACCAACAUCUAUCAUUCAGUCAACAACAACACCAACAUCAACCACUCAGUCAACAACACCACCAUCUACCACUCAGUCAACAACAACACCAACAACAACACCAACAUCUACCAUUCAGUCAACAACAACACCAACAUCUACCAUUCAGUCAACAACAACAUCUACCACUCAGUCAACAACAACACCAACAUCUACCACUCAGUCAACAACAACACCAACAUCUACCAUUCAGUCAACAACAACACCAACAUCUACCAUUCAGUCAACAACAACACCAACAUCUACCAUUCAGUCAACAACAACACCAACAUCUACCAUUCAGUCAACAACACCAACAUCUACCAUUCAGUCAACAACACCACCAACAUCUACCACUCAGUCAACAACAACACCAACAUCUACAAUUCAGUCAACACCAACACCAACAUCUACCAUUCAGUCAACAACAACACCAACAUCUACCAUUCAGUCAACAACACCACUAACAUCUACCACUCAGUCAACAACAACACCAACAUCUACCACUCAGUCAACACCAACAUCUACCAUUCAGUCAACAACAACACCAACAUCUACCACUCAGUCAACAACAACACCAACAUCUACCACUCAGUCAACAACAACACCAACAUCUACCACUCAGUCAACAACAACACCAACAUCUACCAUUCAGUCAACAACAACACCAACAUCUACCAUUCAGUCAACAACAACACCAACAUCAACCACUCAGUCA